Elgaria multicarinata webbii is the source of this 2728-nucleotide messenger RNA. RefSeq names its product zinc finger protein 572-like. The record is from RefSeq and is a predicted model, not a curated record. NCBI's taxonomy places the organism in Eukaryota, Metazoa, Chordata, Lepidosauria, Squamata, Anguidae. Gene Ontology annotation, molecular function: DNA-binding transcription factor activity, RNA polymerase II-specific; RNA polymerase II cis-regulatory region sequence-specific DNA binding. Gene Ontology annotation, biological process: regulation of transcription by RNA polymerase II. The transcript has 6 exons. The coding region runs from base 178 to 2511 and encodes 777 amino acids.
AAUGCACAGGGAAUUGGAGAAAGCGGGUGGGGAAAAAUAUUGUCCAAGUAGUGGGUUCUCUAAUCUAUAUUGAGGAAGAAGCUGGAGAGAUCUGGAAGCUCAGCAUGACAGCUUAGGUCACUGCAGUCGAUUCUAGAAUUUUCAGUAGCGCAACACUGUCGUUAGGUUGACCGAGGAAUGAAGAAGACGGAACCAGGUCCUGUGGGCCAUAUACCAGAGGAGUUAUCUCAGGGAACAAGAAAAGACCCUCCUUUUCUCCAGGCCGGGACUGUUGGGGAAUUCCUGCAAAUGAGACCAGGGGAAGAGGUUAAGCAGGAACCAGAUGAGGGUUCCCUGCAGCAGUGGGAAACCCAAUGGCAGGAAUUCCUGAAGACGGUGGAAUCCCCUCACUCAGGCUGGGGCAGUCCUAGGUUGCCAGAGGAGCCUUGGGAGGACGCCAAGGCCUUCCUGGCCUCCUUCGAGCAAGUGGCCGAGGCCUGCCGGUGGCCCAAGGAAGAGUGGGUAGGCCGUCUCCUGCCGGCUUUGAGUGGAGAGGCCGAGCAGGCCUUUAUCGGCCUGGAGGCCAAAGACAGAGAGGAUUAUGGGAGCGUGAAGGCGGCCAUCUUGCGAGGCGACGCCUUGAGGAGGGAGGAGCAGCGCCAGCGCUUCCGUCGUUUCCGCUACCAGGAGGCCGAGGGGCCGAGGGGGGCUUACAGCCGGCUCCAAGAGCUUUGCCGACGGUGGCUGAAGGCCGAGACAUACACAAAGGAGCAGAUCUUGGAGCUGCUGAUCCUAGAGCAGUUCCUGACCAUCCUGCCCCCGGAGAUCCAGAGGUGGGUCAGGGAAUGCGGCCCAGAGACCUGCUCCCAGGCGGUGGCCCUGGCCGAGGACUUCCUGCUGAGGCAGCGAGAGGCCGAGAGGCAGGAAAACCAGGUCCCAUCGGAGGAGGCGGUGAAUUCCUCGGGAGCAGGCCACGCUCCAGCUGACGUCCAGCAGAGGCAGCUGUGCAUAGAGACCAAACAGGAAAAGGAUGACGGGGUUGCCGUCCUACUGGGUGAUGAGUGGAAAAGUGAGCAUGACAGAGAAACCUGCGGAGAUUUGUCAGAAAAAGACGAACACAGAGAAUUGAAAGGUUGGCAUGGAGAUGGACCAGCGAGGCCUGAGGGAAACCACACGGAGGAGAGGAAGGACAAAUCUGUUGCUCUGCAGAUUGGAGUAAUCUCAGUGCAGCCAGAAAACCAGAAAGAAAAGAGAAAGGACCCAGGCCACGGCGACCGUUGGGGAAUUAACAGUGAGGCGCAACCAAAUGAAAGCGGGGUUUUUCGAAAGCGCUUGAGCGAGCGUGGAAAUCUGACGGAAUACGAAAUGCUCCAAAGCGGGGAGAGCUCGUACGUCUACCUGGAGUGCGGGGAGAGCUUCCAGGCAGCCGAGGUGCAAUAUCGGCGCUCCGACUCCAACGAGAGCUUUUGCAAUCGGUCAGGUCUUGCCGAACAUCCGAGAACGCCGAAAGGGGAGAAACUGUACAAAUGCCUGGAAUGUGGGAAAUGCUUCGGCCGGAGCGCGCACCUCACUUCACACCAGAUAAUCCACACGGGGGAGAAGCCAUACCAGUGCUUGGAAUGCGGGAAGAGCUUCGUCCAGAGCGCCCACCUGGCCUCCCAUCAAAUCAUCCACACGGGGGAGAAGCCGUACCAAUGCGCAGAGUGCGGAAAGAGCUUCAACAAGAGCACGAACUUCCUCCGGCACCAGAAGAUCCACAAGGGGGAGAAACCGCACCGAUGCACAGACUGUAGCAAGAGCUUCUCGGACAAGCCAAGCCUUAUCCAGCAUCAACGCGUCCACACGGGGGAGAAGCCGUAUAAAUGCCUGGAGUGCGGGAAGAGCUUCAGUCACAGGGGAAGCCUCAGCGCGCACCAAAGGAUGCACACUGGGGAGAGGCCCUACACAUGCUCCGACUGCAGCAAGAGCUUCCGCGAUCAAUCAAGCCUUAUUAGACACAAGAGAAUCCACACCGGGGAGAAACCAUAUACUUGCCCGGAGUGCGGAAAGAGCUUCAGCCAGAGACCCAGCCUCAAGGCGCACCAGCGGGUCCACACCGGGGAGAAGCCCUAUACGUGUUUGGAGUGCGGAAAGAGCUUCAUUCAAGUUUCCAACCUCACGGCCCAUAAAAGAACCCACACGGGGGAGAAACCGUACCGGUGCGCCGAGUGCGGGAAAAGCUUCAGCCGGAGCGACCAUCUUGCUUUGCACCAGAGGACGCACACGGGGGAGAAGCCUUACUCGUGCGCCGAGUGCGGGAAGUGCUUCAGCCAGAGCACGGACCUCACCUCACAUCAGAGAAUCCACACUGGGGAGAAGCCCUAUAAGUGUUUGGAGUGCGGGAAGAAUUUCAGCCGGAGUUACCGCCUGACCAUACAUCAGAGAAUGCACACCGGGGAGAAGCCGUACAAAUGCUGGGAGUGCGGGAAGUGCUUCAGCCGGAGCGACCACCUGACUUCACAUAAAAGAAUGCAUGCGGAGAAGAAAUCAUGAUCUUUCCCCCAGACACUGAGCCGUCACGGCUGCCCUGUUCUUGGCCACUCGGGAGGUCGCAUGGCAAAGAAAUGGCAUAGCUCAGGGGUGCAGAACCUCCAUGCAGGAGAAGCUCUCGGGGGCCGCAGCCCAGCAGUGGGCGGGGCCAAAGGCAAAGUGGGCGGGGUCAAAAUUAUCGGCCUAUUGUAGCUUAAAGCUCUUACUGUCAGUAACUAAA